Molecule: messenger RNA, 1179 nt
Organism: Doryrhamphus excisus (bluestripe pipefish)
Lineage: Eukaryota; Metazoa; Chordata; Actinopteri; Syngnathiformes; Syngnathidae
Gene: zar1
Product: zygote arrest 1
Biological process (GO): translation
Cellular component (GO): cytoplasm
Source: RefSeq, a predicted model, not a curated record
AAUGGCGUCCAUGGAGACGCGGGACAUUUAAAUGACUUCAUCUGUCCAGCUGUGUCGGUUGAACAAACAAAAUGGCAACGUACGGCGACGAGCCAGUCGAUAGCUAUUUCUAUUCAUCUUACAAUCCUUAUUACGCGAGCAGGUACCGACCCAAAGAAACGUCGUGGAAGUACAAAAGUUACCUGUCCCACUAUGGCGACUCCUCGGAAGCGUUCAACAACCAGCAGCGCGCCCAGCUCAAGUCCAUCCUGUCGAAGAUCAACCCCAAGCUCACCCCGAGGCUCCGCAAGGCCAACACAAAGGACGUGGCGGUGCAGGUGAACCCCAAGAGGGAUGCCACCGUACAGUGCUCCCUCGGGCCGCGCACUCUCGUGGCCAUGAAGCGAGACGUCCGACGUAGGAAGGCCUCAGAGGGGUCCUCGAUCACCGGCGAGAGUGGUAGCCCCAAUACGGCUGUUCGAUACCCGCGGACCCUGGCGCUGUACUCCCCCAUAGCCUACCGGAACAUCACGUACUUCCUGGCGGAGGACAAGGAGUCGCCGCCCCGAGAGGCUAUGGCUAAGGGGGCACACGAGGUCGAAGGUGAUGCCGUCAAGGUGGACGCCCAGAAGGAUAAGGACGAGGAGGAGCAGAUGGAGUUCAAACAGCAGAACAGCGAGGAGGGGGUGGCCGCCGAAGAGGGGUCAAAGGGUACAGUCAUGGAGGAGGGGUCAAAGGGCAAAGCGCGAGUACGGUUCCAGUUUCUGGAGCAGAAGUAUGGCUACUAUCACUGCAGAGAAUGCAAUCUGAGAUGGGAAAGUGCCUACGUGUGGUGCGUUCAGGGUACCAACAAGGUUUACUUCAAACAGUACUGCAGGAAAUGCCAACAGGAGUUCAACCCGUACCGCGUGGAGGACAUCACCUGUCACACCUGCAACAAAGCCCGAUGCUGCUGCUCUGUGACGCAGCGCCAUGUGGACCCCAAACGGCCGCACCGCCAGGACUUGUGUGGCCGUUGCAAAGGCAAGCGACUCUCCUGUGACAGCACAUUCAGCUUCAAGUACAUCAUAUGAGCCACACUUGAACCAUGGGGGCCAAACCGCAACACUCGGCAAAUAUAUUGUUUCAGUACUUUUGUUUCACGUUUUGUUGCAGACAGUGAUGGCAUCACAAGUAAUAAAAUGGCUACUUUGCACUCCU